Pocillopora verrucosa is the source of this 5076-nucleotide messenger RNA. The record is from RefSeq and is a predicted model, not a curated record. Lineage: Eukaryota; Metazoa; Cnidaria; Anthozoa; Scleractinia; Pocilloporidae.
ACUUCGAGGAUUACAGUUGUACACGUUAAUGGCUCGUCAAAAGAAUAAAUGGGAUAUUUCUGCGCUGGAUCACCAUGGUUAAAACGUGUACCUUAGCAGCGCUAUCUGAGAGCUGUGACUUCCACUGCUUGAUCGUCAAAGAAGAUAGAAAGUGGUGGUACUUUAUCGCAACAAGCGGCGCAAUUUUCAUUGGGGGAUUGUUGGUCAUAUUAGCUUCAAGGCUGUUUAUUAAAAUAUGCAACUCAAAACAGAGCAGGUUAAACCCAACUAAAAAGGAUGCCAACAAGCAGCGGAUUAAUCGGUCGCACGUCGCACCGGAAGUGCAGAAACGAGGGAUUUAUGUCAAACUUAAGGAACAAGCCGGUACACUGAUAACAGCACAGACCUUCAAGGGCCGAUGUUUGUUCCUUGCAGCAAAUGAUAAGUUGAUGUUUUGGGUGGAGACGUUAUCUUUGGUGGACCUCCUGACGAUACCUCAAGUGUUUGUUUCUGUUGUCCUUCAACAGAACUGGCUGGGAUUAAGAUUUCUUCGUGCUAUGCAGUUUAUUAGGCUUGCAGAUAUUCUUCAAUUCUUGGGAAUUAUUAACUCAAGUGGGAUCAUUACACUUACAGUCAUGAUUGGUAACUUGUUUGCUCUCAUCUUUACAUCUGCUGGGAUUCUUCAUCUGGUGGAAAAUUCAGGAGAUCCUUGGAGCUUCAGUAAUGGUCAAAGCUUGAACUUUUUUGAUUGUCUCUACUUUUUAGUGGUUACAAUGAGUACAGUGGGAUUUGGUGACAUAUCUGCUAUAACAUAUUUUGGAAGGACUUUUAUGAUCAUAUUCAUUUCCAUUGGCCUGGGUAUGUUUGCCACUUACAUCCCAGCAAUCUUGGAAUAUUUGGGUAGCCACACAGUUUAUCAUGGCUCAUACAAACUCUCUGAAGGAAGAAAACAUAUCAUUCUCUGUGGAUAUAUCACAAAGGAAAGUGUAGAAACAUUCCUACGGGAUUUCCUACAUAAAGAUCGAUCCAAUGUUGCUGUAAAUGUUGUCAUCAUGGGAAACUUUUUGCCAGAUGCAGAAAUGCAGUCCCUGCUCAAGAAACAUUUUGUUCAUGUAUCGUACUUCAAGGGCACAGUUCUGAGUGCAGAGGACUGCAAAAGAGUUAAGAUGAAAGUAGCUGAUUCCUGUAUCGUAUUGUGUAACAGAGAGUGUGUUAAUCCCAGUGAAGAGGAUUCUGAGAAUAUCAUGAGAGUUGUAGCUGUGAAGAAUUACUACCCAGGAAUAAGAGUCAUCAUACAACUGCUUCAGUAUCAGAACAAGUCGUACCUAUUGAAUAUUCCAUCAUGGAAUCCCAAACGUGGAGAUGAUGUUGUUUGCAUCAGUGAACUCAAGUUGGGAUUUAUUGCCCAAAGCUGUUUGUCACCGGGAUUUUCAACACUUUUGGCCAAUGUUUUCUCAAUGCGUUCACAUGAAACAUCAGACACUACAGAGUCAGACUCGUGGAAGACUCACUACAUUGAAGGAGCAAACCUUGAAUUAUACACUGAAACAUUAUCAAGUUCGUUCAAAGGAAUGACGUUCCAACAAGUUGCUGAGAUUUGUUUUGGUAAGCUUGGCCUCCUGCUCAUUGCCAUAGAAACUAUUAAACCUGAUGGAGAAAAAGUAUUCAACAUCAAUCCUUUGGACAAGACCAUUGAACAACGGACACGAGGAUACUUCAUAGCUGAUUCCGCAUCUGAAGUCAAGAGGGCUUUACAUUACUGUGUAAAUUGUCAUGCUGAUGUGAAACAACCAGAGCUGAUAAAAGAGUGCGACUGCUCCAAAGGAACCCUCACUUUCCGUGGAUUAGGCAAAGCCGUUCUCAUCACUGCAACUGCUGCGAGUAAAAAUGAGACAGAUGUUCACUUAACUGGUGUAGUCAACCAUGCUGUUGAUCAUGACACAGCCUAUUUGUGUUUUGCACCAGAAGGCAAACAAAGAAAUGGCAAACCACCAGUUAAAGCGGUCGACCCGAGACUGUCUUUUAGUUUAACAAGCAAACAAGGUGGAGAGGCAAGGCAGGGCACCUACAAAGUUCUACACAAGCUUAAAGCUUUAAAAGAGCAACAAGCAAAUGAUGGUGAAAAGAAGCCUUGUUUUGACAUCUCAGGGACGUUUUAUUGGUGCCAGCCGACGCGAUUUGAGAAUGUUUUGCUGACUCGAGAGGAUGCUGUGAAUAUCGUUUUCUCGCACCACAUACUUGUCUGCGUUUUCAAUGAAGAAGACGCCCCGCUUCUGGGGUUGAGACCAUUGGUCAUACCUUUAAGAGCUAGCAAUCUGCUGCAAUCUGAACUCAAGAAAAUUGUCUUUCUUGGAAACAAGGAGUACAUGGCGAGAGAGUGGCAUCAGUUGUGCAAUUUUGAGGAUGUUUUCGUUCUUCCGGGCUCUCCAUUUUGCCGAGCGGAUCUGCGGGCUGUCAAUGCAAACUUGGCGGACAUGGUCGUUUUCUUGUCGCCUUCUACGGCUAGAAAAACCGACGACCCGAAGCUGGCCGAUAAGGAAUCGAUUUUAGCGUCGUUGAAUCUGAAAGCCAUGUCAUUUGACGACGCGGUUGGAAUGCUAAGCGAGAGUACAAGGAAUGCUUUUGCGGGUCCAGAGUUUCACGAGGCGCCGCAAGUGGAGAGAAGAGGCUCAGCUUAUGGAUGCAAUGUCCCAAUAAUUACAGAAGUUGCUUUUGACCAGAGUGUGCAGUACCUAGACAUUGAUGACGAAGACGAUGACGACCUUGAACUCUACCUCACCCAGCCGUUCGCUUGUGGUACAGCUUUUACUGUCUCCAUGCUGGAUUCGUUGAUGAGCGCGAGCUACUUCAACCCAGACGUGCUAACGCUCGUGCGGAAUCUGGUAACCGGUGGCGUGAACCAGUUUCUAGAGGAACAUAUCGCUGAAGGAGACGAGCUAAAAGGAGGCCUGGACGCUGCACAGACAGCAGACACCAGGAGCCGGUGUAAAAUUGUGCAGAUAUCGCUGUUUGAUGGUCCACUGGCGCAGUACGGAGAUGGUGGCAAGUUUGGCGACAUGUUUUUGCACGCCUUGCAGUCCUCGUCUAUGAUCUGCUUGGGUCUCUACCGCUUCCGUGACAGUAACAAAAUCAACAUUGGAAUUCCGUCUGCCAAACGGUACGUGAUUUGCUCGCCGCCAUACAACUUUGUACUUCAGCAAACAGACCUGGUGUUUGUGCUGGCACACUCAGAUCCACAGCUUGAAAAAUUCAAAUAGUGACGUUUUAACAUGUUUAUUGGUUUUAUACGAGAAAGAUCUCACUGCAUAUCCCACUACCAUUGCGUGACAACGUAGGAUGAAAUUUUAAGUCGCUUCUUGUCACGCAAUUGUCAGGUGUCUGUCGUAGCAGAGUUUCGAUGAUAUUUCGGUCAAGAGAAAUGUGCACGCAAUUUGGUGAUAAUAUAAGCACAUAAACUUGAAGUAUGGGGAUAACAUACUUUCAUUCAAGUUUUGUUUAACUAUUUUGGGUAAGUCACACCAAAUUUAAAGUCCCAAUGGAAACAAGACUUGAAUGAAAAUCGGUAAAUGGGCACUUUUAUCUCCAAGUUAGGGCUUUGAUAUGAGUUAAAAAACGCACGCGAAUAGAAUUUUUAAGAGUCAUUAGUAAUUGACACAAAACAGAUUGAAUUAGGUUGACCUUGGUAAUUAAUUGUAUACUUAAUGCACUACAGGUAAACUUAAUCAUAACAACCACGAUCUACGAAAUGUACGAAUAUGCGUGGGUAGAAAUUAAGCUUGGAGCUUGGGGAUGAAAGGGGUAAUUCCAACCUCCCUUCCCACAACUGGUCAAGAUGUAAUUUCUCCCUUCAGUGUAUUGAGUGCAUUGGUAAUAAGAAUAUUGCAAAUUGUAAAAUUAUCUUGUUACAGUUGGAUUUUGCGAAAAUUCACGGAAAACGUUUUACAUGUAGAAGUUUGCUUUUAGAUUUGAGAAAGUAUUACCGUUGGUACGAGAAAAGUUUAUAUAUUUAAUUUCUUAUUUAUUUUCAAGUUUUCAUAUUUUUGGUUUAAUUGUUUGGUAAGGUAUAUAUUUCUUCAUAUUCAAUUGUUUAUUGGAAAAAAAGUAAUUAAUUAACGGCAUUAGCCAUUCAGUACCGCAUGCUUACGUUCAAAACGCUGUUGAUCAUAAGGGCCCAAUGAGAGCCUGAUAUUUAGUGUUUUCGUUUAGUUCUUACGUACAGAUAAAAUAAAGUAAGUUCAUAGAGUGCAGUCAUAUAGCGUCGUGUAGCGAUUUUCGAUGGAGAGUUGUAAAAUCAAAUCCAAAUUAAUGAGAGAGGAAAUGGUGAUCGUAGUGGGUAGUCAGAACAAACGAAAAUAGCAGAGAGAGUUAUUGAGAAGUCAAAAUGAAAAAGAAAAAAAAAACUGUAACAACAACAAAACAACAACAAAAAACAGUUAGGUCCACAAAGCACGAGAAAACGCGAGUGGAUAAGUCCUGGUUGGUUUUAAUUUUAAAUAUUAUUGGCUGAGAGUCUAGUGCAUGUUUUCCUGAUCAAUUACAGGGACGCUCUGUUAAAACUGAAAAUGAAAACGGUUCAAUGUAGGACGAUUUUUGCAACUCGGUUGAAAAUUACUUCAGCAGCCAUUUUGUUUUAUAUACACUAUAAACAGUCUGCCAUCCACGCACUUGUCAGAGUUGAACUGUCAAUGCAUUCGCUCUCGUUUGUUUCAAGAAACAAGUAUGACCGCCGGUGAUGCUAAUGAAUGUACUCUUUUGAACGGAUAGGAAGUCUUAAUUGUCCUGAAUCUUUUGAAAGUGUUUAGUGUGUCGAGAUCGGCCGAAAAUUUAGGAGCAAAGACUGAUAUCACAUCGAAUUUUCUUCUGGCUCACUUUUUUUAAUUAAUUACUUAAUAUUUCACAAAGGAAGUCCAAUAAGUAAGUAGAUUAAAAAUUCUAAACCACUAUUUCAGUUGAGGGAAAAUUUUGUAUAAAACAUCGGAAAUAUUUGUAAUGUUACAGCUGCUGAUCGGCUGUUUAUUUAAUAAGAGAUUUUUUUAGCUGAUACUAAGUAUCUGGUAACUUUUAUGUCAAUUCACUCUGCAAGAGGUUUUAAAUAAA